AUGCAGCCCUCGGAAGGUGCGCAAGUAGACCUGGGCAAGGCCCAGGUCAUUGACCGGGCCCCCAAGGUCAUUAAGGAACUCAAGUUUGGUGUUAUGUCCAAUGAUGAUAUCGUUAGUCAAGGCGUCGUCGAAGUCUCGGACCGAAAAUUUUUCGACCUCGAACACGAUAGAGCGGUAGUGCCUCAUGGUCCUCUCGAUGGGCGCAUGGGUAUCUCGAACAAGAGCGGAACCUGUCAAACGUGUGGUUUGUCUCUCCAGGCAUGCAACGGCCAUUUCGGACAUGUGAGACUCGUUUUGCCGGCUUUCCACGUUGGUUAUUUUAAGCGUGUUAUCGGUAUUCUACAAGAAAUUUGCAAGGAAUGUUCGCGUAUUCUGCUCCCCGAAGCUGAGCGCCGUUCUUACUUGCGGGAGAUGCGCCGUCCCGGAUUGGACAAUUUGCGACGACUACAAAUUGCGAAACGUAUCAAUGAGCGCUGUCGGAAGACCAGAACCUGCGAAUCAUGCGGUACGGUCAAUGGUGUCGUCAAAAAGGCAGGGACCAGCGCGCUCAAAAUCACCCACGACAAAUUCCGUGCCUUCAACGCUUCGGCAUCCGCGAAGAAGGUCCCGCCCCCGAGCAAAAUCGUGUUCGAUCGGUCCUUCGACGUAGCUCGCUCGUCCAAUGCCGAUGUCGAAAAACACUUCAAGAAAGCGCAGGAUGAUAUGAAUGCUCUACGGGUCUUGAACCUAUUCAAGAAAAUCUCAGAUACCGACUGUGAAUUGCUGGGACUCAAUCCGAGCGAAGCGCGUCCCGAGAUGUUUCUCUGGCAGUUCAUCCCCGCCCCUCCCGUUUGCAUUCGUCCAUCAGUCGGCCAAGACGCUGCUUCCACUGAAGACGACUUGACUGCUAAGCUGGGAGAUAUCGUGCAGAGUAAUAUCAACCUUAAGAAUGCCCUCCUCAAGGGCGCACCGGUACAAACCAUCAUGGAGUGCUGGGACUACAUGCAGCUCCAGAUCGCGGUCUACAUCAACAGCGACGUUCCAGGGCUGAACAAGGCAGAUUUGGGAAAGCCUAUUCGCGGUUUUGUGCAGCGACUCAAGGGUAAACAGGGUCGAUUCCGUGGUAAUUUGUCUGGAAAGCGUGUGGAUUUCUCGGGAAGAACCGUCAUUUCUCCGGAUCCGAACCUGCGAGUCGACGAAGUCGCCGUGCCGGAGCUCGUAGCUAAAAACAUGACUUAUCCUGAGCUCGUCACAAGGUAUAACAGGGAGAAGCUACAGCAGCGGGUUCGGAACGGGACGAAGAAGUGGCCAGGUGCCAAUUACCUGGUGAAAAAGGGCCAGACUUUCAAGGUCUUCCUCAAGUACGGUAAUCUUAACAUGAUCGCCGAGCAGCUGCAGGAAGGUGAUCUCGUCGAGCGCCACAUUGAAGACGGAGAUAUUGUGCUCUUCAACCGUCAGCCGUCUCUUCACAAACUGAGUAUCCUAUCGCAUUUUGCCAAGGUUCGCCCGCAUAGAACCUUCCGGUUGAACGAGUGUGUUUGCAAUCCGUAUAACGCAGACUUUGACGGUGACGAAAUGAACUUGCACGUGCCUCAAACGGAGGAAGCGAGAGCAGAGGCUAUGGAAUUGAUGGGUGUCAAGAAUAACCUGGCCACACCGAAGAACGGAGAGCCCAUCAUUGCGGCCAUUCAAGAUUUCAUCAGUGCUGCGUAUUUAAUCACUGUCAAGGACAAUUUCUUCGACCGACGCACCUUCACGCAGAUCUGUCUCUACAUGCUUGGUCCCGAAACCCCCUUUGACUUGCCCCCACCGUCAGUGCUUAAGCCGCAGAUGCUGUGGACCGGAAAGCAGGUCUUCAACGUUCUGAUGCACCCGAACAAGAAGGACCCGGUGAUGGUAAACUUGGAUGCGGCCUGUCGACAGUUCAAGGCGCCCAAGGAUGGUUCACCUCGAGACCUCGACCCGAAGGAUUCUUGGCUUGUCGUCCGGAAUUCAGAGGUCAUGUGCGGUGUCAUGGAUAAGGCGACGAUUGGUGAUGGUAAAAAGGACAACGUCUUCUACAUUAUGCUAAGAGAUUUCGGGCCUGCAGCGGCUGCUGAAGGUAUGAAUCGUUUGGCAAAACUGUCGUCACGGUGGUUUACGAACAUGGGUUUCUCUAUUGGUAUCACGGAUGUCUACCCGAGCGAAAAGCUUCUCAAGUCCAAACACGACUUGGUCGAGACGGCAUACGCACAGUGUGAUGAAGUCAUUGCCCAGUACAAGGCAGGCACCCUGGAAAAGUACCCUGGUUGUGACGAACUUCAGACUAUGGAGAACCAAUUGUCUGGAAUUCUAAGUAAGGUCCGUCAACAAGCUGGUGACGAAUGUAUUGCUCAGCUUAGCAAAUACAACUCGCCCCUUAUCAUGGCUACGUCCGGCUCCAAGGGUUCAAGUAUCAACGUGUCGCAAAUGGUUGCCCUCGUCGGUCAACAGAUUAUCGGUGGUCAGCGUGUGCAGGAUGGUUUCCAGGAUAGAACUUUGCCCCAUUUCCCGAAGAAUGCUCGUCAGCCACCAUCCAAGGGUUUCGUCCGCAACAGUUUCUUCUCUGGUCUUGAGCCUACAGAGUUCAUUUUCCACGCCAUGUCUGGUCGUGAAGGUUUGGUCGAUACGGCUGUCAAGACUGCUGAAACCGGUUACAUGUCUCGUCGGUUGAUGAAGUCUUUGGAAGAUCUUUCGACCAUGUAUGAUGACACUGUGCGAAACUCGUCUGCAGCUAUUGUCCAGUUCCAAUAUGGUGAUGACAAACUCGAUCCCGUGGAUAUGGAGGGUAAAGCCAAACCCGUCCACUUCGACCGGACUUUCAUCCACUCCGAGUCGACUACGUACUCUAACGAGGAGCGGAGUUUGCUCCCUGCUGAGAUUAUGGAUGUCUGUGAAGAGAUGCUCUCCAAGGAGCGUGCGAAGCUGGACCGGAAAGAUUUUAUGGGAAAACCGCUGGCCUACAUGGAGCGUACUGACCACGGAAUCGACCAGUACGAAAGUGCGCGUGAUUUCCUAGAGUCAAUUCAGGACUACGUAUCUACCAAGGCCGACAAACUACUUUCCCGGGGCGGUGACAACGAUAGCACCGACGUGAGAAGACAGAAGAGUCUGAGCCACACUGGAAAGUUGACCGAGAGGACACUUCGGACGUUCAUUUCGGCCUGCUUGAGUAAGUACAAGAGAGCUCAGGUCGAACCAGGUCAUGCCGUUGGUGCGGUCGGUGCACAGUCUAUUGGUGAACCCGGAACACAGAUGACCCUGAAGACUUUCCAUUUUGCUGGUGUUGCUGGUAUGAGUAUCACUCAGGGUGUUCCCCGUAUCAAAGAAAUUAUCAACGCCUCCAAGGAAAUUAGUACUCCUGUCGUUGCUUGUGAAUUGGUCACCAAAGACAACAUCAUUGCUGCUCGAAUUGUCAAGGGUCGUAUUGAGAAGACGUACUUGCGGGAUAUCAUUCACUACAUUCGUGAAGCGUGGACCGGCAAGGAGGCAUACCUCACUGUCAAGAUUAACUGGAAGACCAUCCAGGAUCUAGCGUUGGAGCUGAACGUUCGGGAUAUUCUCUCUGCGAUCAAGACUCACCGUCGCUUCAAGGCGGGCGACUUGAAGUUCCGGCACUCGCGAUCGCACAUCCACAUCCACAUGGACUUGGACCCAGCCACCAAAACGAACCUCUCCAAGACUGAAAUCGCUGCCACCAGCACAGACCCGUUCCUCCGCCUGAAGCAUCUGAAGCGCAUGCUUCCCGAUAUCCAGGUCCUUGGCCACCCGCUAGCCAACCGAGCCAUCAUCCGGACAGACGAGACCUCAACAACCAACACUCUCCUCGUCGAAGGAUACGGUCUCCGAGAAUGCAUGACAACCAUGGGUGUCGACGGUCUCAGGACAACAACCAACAACGUCAUGGAAGCACGCGACGUACUGGGUAUCGAAGCCGCACGAACCACAAUUGUCAGAGAAAUCAGCGAAGUCAUGAAGGACAUGGAUAUUGACCCGCGUCACAUGCAGCUCCUUGCUGAUGUCAUGACCUACAAGGGCGAAGUCCUGGGUAUCACGCGAUUCGGUCUGGCCAAGAUGCGGGACUCUGUUCUGCAGCUGGCGUCGUUCGAAAAGACGGCUGACCAUCUCUUCGAUGCGGGUGGUGCAGGUCGUACGGAUCUUAUCGAGGGUGUGUCGGAAUGUAUCAUCAUGGGUAAGACGGUCGGUCUCGGUACGGGUGCUAUGGAAGUCGUCCGCAGGAUGAACUUCUACGAGGGCCAAAUCGGACCGAAGAAGACAGUCUUCGAAGAUACCUGGUCGGAAGUCUGCGAAGCGCCAUUCGAGGCAAAGACCAAGGCGAAGAGGAGAGUCCGCGCUUGA
Molecule: messenger RNA, 4356 nt
Organism: Aspergillus ruber CBS 135680
Lineage: Eukaryota; Fungi; Ascomycota; Eurotiomycetes; Eurotiales; Aspergillaceae
Product: DNA-directed RNA polymerase III core subunit RPO31
Exons: 2
Coding region: 1-4356 (1451 amino acids)
Biological process (GO): DNA-templated transcription
Molecular function (GO): DNA-directed RNA polymerase activity; DNA binding
Source: RefSeq, a predicted model, not a curated record